AUGCCUGAAACCCGACAUGCGAAAAGCAAAAUCCGAUUGAUUUUCCUCAAAACUCCCGCCCCAACAAAACUUCUUCAAAAAGGACCGCCUCAUGUUUAUUUUCACACCUCAAAACUUAUGCAAAAGAUUUAGCAUAUGAAAGCCGAGGCAACGGACCCCCGAAAAACCUCAAAAAGUUGCCCAAAGAUGGCGGUCGUCCAUCACUUUCGCCAGGUAAUCAGCCUGGGGUCCACCUCAAUCGCCGUUAUCGUGACGUGCCAUCUUGGCGCCGUCGACCAGCCGUUUGCGCGAUUCACCUCCAGCUCAUAG
Caenorhabditis auriculariae is the source of this 309-nucleotide messenger RNA. The record is from the annotation of a GenBank genome assembly. NCBI's taxonomy places the organism in Eukaryota, Metazoa, Nematoda, Chromadorea, Rhabditida, Rhabditidae.